AUCAGUUUCAUUCCGUUCGUGGUUAGCGAAAGAUGUGCAUGAAUUUGCAGUUAUGAUGUGAAGAAGAUCAUGUGUUGUGAAUAAUCGUGAAACAUCGAACGAGAAACGAAACAACAAAUAAUCAUGCGAAAAAAUCGAAAACUUUCAAUAAAAUCAAUUUGAAACCAAAAUAAAGUGAAUUAAAAUUGAUUUUCCCUAAGGGAGAAAGAAAGGAAACAAAUCAACGUGUUAUCCAGAUAAUGUGCAUCAUAAUCAAAUGCUUCAUCAUAGUCACGCUUGCAAUUCAAAGUAUUUCUUCGACUGAGAUUAAGAAUAGUAAAUUACUGUAUUCAGAACGAGAGAUCGUCGAUUCGUUGGCGAAAAAAUGGUCACCGCUCGUUUGGCUGGCGCCCAAUGAACAAUUUCUGCCUGGUAAUGUCAAAACUUUUCUAUCAAAUGUUCAUGCCGAAAGAGAGAAACAAAACAGUAAGAAGAUCAAAGACAUUGGCGACAACUUAGGAACGUACAGCCAUUACUAUCAAAACGAUGGGUUUAAAGAUCUUAUAUUUUAUGAUGGUACGGGAAUGACAGAAGGUGGAGUUGUGGCAGUUCAAAGCAAUCGAAAGAGAAGGAACUUCGAGAAAGAUACGUCACUUGAGUACAUAUUUGAAUUGCCAAUUGAUGAUGCAUCUGAGAAUUGGUUUCUGGUUACAAAUGAUGAAUUAGACAAUUUAAUGAAAAACAAAUCGUCAUUUAUAUAUGGCGAGAGUCCAUCAACCGUGCCCAUCUAUGCUGUUGUCAACAUGUGCUCUAACAGCAUUGAUCAUCUGAAUCAGAAAAAUGAAAUUGAUACGAGCAAUAGAUUCCAAUAUAAGAAAAGCCCGUACAUUCCAUUGACGAAAACACCAGAAAUUUACAAUUACGGUGCGGCGACAAGUUUUGGUCAAUUACCACCCAUGAAAGCGUUGAAAGAUUCCAAUUCAUUAGAAACAAAAGAAGUCAAUACUGGUGAUGUUGAAGACAACCCUACUGUUAAUUUUAUCAGACGAAAGCGAUCAAAUGAUAAAUUAAAUGAUACGCGACCAAAUGAAAGCGUUAAAAAUUCCACAAGUUCAUCAGAUGAUCAAUGGAAAGCAAUGAAAACUUCAAAUGUUAUAAUUUAUACAAAAAACGAACAAAUUGUCAUUCCGAAGGCUGAUGAAAUGAAAAUUAUUCAUGACGCAUCAACUGCUUCGAACAUUCCUCAUUUUCAAGUGACUUAUUGGAUGUUUUAUCCUUACAGUCAAGGGAAAACUGUCUGCACUUUAAAUUUAGGUCCACUUGGACCUAUUCCAAUACCUUUGAUCCCCAUCUUCAACAUUUGUUUGGGAACAAAGAAAGAAUUUGGCUCACAUGUUGGUGAUUGGGAGCACAUGAGUCUCUUCUUCAAAGGCAGAAUGGAACCUGAUGAAAUGUAUGUGAGUGCACAUGAUGCUGGAGCCUUUUACACAUAUGAUCGUCUCACCGGAACUUUUGAGUUUAAAAGUCAAGAAACUAGAAAAGGAAUUUUGCAACAACCAAAUUUUCCGAAAACUGUUAUCACGUCUGAUAACCAUCCAGUGCUGUUUUCUGCCGAAGGAUCUCAUGGACUGUGGGCAACACCUGGCAAGCAUCGAUUUGUUAGAGUUCCAAGACUCUAUGAUGUUAAUGGAUUUGGACAGCCUUGGGAGACAUGGAAGAAUGUUGAAGUUAUUUAUAACGACACUCGAGGAAAACGUUCAAUGGGCGGCAAUAAUCCUAAUUGGAUGAAAUAUCGCGGUAAAUGGGGUAAUCCAAAAACUAAAUGCCAUCCACUACGAAGAAUUGGACUGCAUGUAUGUGAACAAACUGAUGGUCCGACUGGAAUUCCUAAGAAAAUUUCACACUUUGUUUGUCCAAAUUGAAUCUAAAAUUAUUUUAUGAUUUGUCUUCUGUACAUAUUUGUUAAUUUAUUUAUUGAUUGAUCAUCAAUCUAGAGAUGCAAAUACUUUCCUUCUGCAUCUAAAUGUCAUCUUGUUAAUUGUUAUUUAUUACUUUGUCAAUAAAAUGAUAAUU
Messenger RNA from Clunio marinus, 2052 nucleotides. The record is from the annotation of a GenBank genome assembly. Lineage: Eukaryota; Metazoa; Arthropoda; Insecta; Diptera; Chironomidae.